CUUCACACAUCCCGGUGAACACAAGUCACAUGUAACGUACCUGUUAAUUGUAAUUUCCCACUCAACGAGAUAUAACACACGUGUUAUAUUACAGUUAUAUUGUUGGGUGGAAAAUUACAACUGACAGGUACGUGACAUGUAACUUUGUGUUCACUGGAAUUCAAGUAAACUUGUCAAGUAUGUUUGCGCAAGCCACUUGUGCAAGUUUACUUGAUCGUGUGUAGCCGGCCUAACUUCUUUCGACGUGUAUUCGACUCCCGGUUCGCGGACGGCGUGAACAUCAGUAAUCGUCUGCGAACCGCGCCGUGCCGAUCGAGAGCGCCGCGUCGAUCGAUCUGAUCCAAAAAGAUCGCCUUGUGUACAUGUGAAUCGUCGCUGUGAAUCAGGACGAGCGACUGAAAAGGCCCUUCAAGGAGACGACGCUAUCAAGAAAAGCUUCUCGACAACGCAUCCUGAGUAAUUUGAAGCGUUGAUCUCCGCUGGCGAACGUAUACCCGACGAUUCAUCAGCAGAAACGGAGUUGCUCCAGCUGAUCUCUUGUCAGCAUCUCACACACGCGCGCGCACGCACGCACCCAUACUAAGGAAGAGAACUGCGUUUGAUUUGCCGGCACACGGCCGUGCAGGCACUAACACAGGGGCGCACACCCCACCACCCUUAUCCGUGAGAGCGUAGCAGCGGACCAGCCGAUAAAAUGAAUGAGAAUGAUAAGUCAGUUAAGUGCGAGAACUCCGCCGGCGAGGAGGAGGAGGACGAGAUGUUCGAGCGCGAGCUGGCCGAGGACGCGCAGUGGAAGCGAAUUCAACAGAACACCUUCACGAGAUGGGCGAACGAGCGAUUGAAGGUAGCGAACAAGCACAUCGGCGACCUGGAAUGCGAUCUGUCUGACGGUCUCCAGUUGGUGAGUCUCAUUGAGGUGCUCUCGCAAAAGCGGCUGCCGAAACACAACCAGCGGCCCACCUUUCGUUCUCAGAAGCUGGAGAACGUGUCCGUCGCUCUUAAGUUUUUGGAGGACGAAGGCAUCAGGCUUGUUAAUAUCGGUGAGUAGUCCCAUGUGCAUGGUGGAUCCUACACGUCGCAGAAUAGAUUCGUCCUGUCUUCGUAGGAAGAAUCCAAUUGAUUGAUCGUGAAUAGUGCAAUAAAAUGCCGAUGCAGUAUACUUAUUAGUGAGACAAAUAAUCAAUUUAAGAAAUGACAACGUUUUAUUUUCUUAAUUAUUCUAAAAAAUAUCUACAAAUGAUUAAAUUGUGAUUGCAGUGCCGUAUGUAGUUUUGUUCUUUUU
Messenger RNA from Acromyrmex echinatior (Panamanian leafcutter ant), 1282 nucleotides. RefSeq names its product filamin A protein cher (gene cher). Gene Ontology annotation, biological process: actin cytoskeleton organization. The record is from RefSeq and is a predicted model, not a curated record. Lineage: Eukaryota; Metazoa; Arthropoda; Insecta; Hymenoptera; Formicidae. Gene Ontology annotation, molecular function: actin filament binding.